AUGUCGGCAGUACCACGGAUAGAUGACCGCCUCCUUUGGCUCGGCUUCGGCAUCUUCCUCUUCAGCGCGGCCAAAGGCAUCCAGUACGCCAUCCAUGACAUCGUGGAGCUGACAGAACUCACUCCUCUUCCCGAUGCAUUCGAAAAUCCCAAGGGCGACUUGCCCGAAGAUAAAAUGUCACUCGAAAACCUCAAGAUUCUAGCCGACUCGCCAGACUACCACAUCAGCACUGCCGCAGCAGAAAUCGUCGUGGAACGAAUCGUGCGUCAGCCAGAGGCAAUCCGCUCCAUCGUCAACGAUGCAACCCAAUCCGAGGACAAGCAACUACAGGCGCAUGCCAGACAAGCCCUAUCCUUCCUCCGGCCUUUCCGCAACGCCAGGAGAUACGCCGAAGUGCGCAGAAACUGGGAGCCCUACCCGGAAUUCGGGGAGCAUUCCGGGAAUUCCACUCCAUCUGUGCACCCUGUACCCGAACACGUGCGAGCCGCGUUUGCAUCGCUACAAGAUUUGCGGGCAGAGCGAGCCGCGUUUUCAUCGCUACAAGAUCUGCAAGCGGCCGGCGACCGUGCCGCGUUUGAAUCGCUACAGGAGCUGCGGGCGGAGCGUGACGCCCGCAUGCAGGGCUCGUUGGAUGAGCCGCUUUUGGUGCCGAGCGAGGAGAACCCGGUUGCAGGGUGGACGAAUGUUCCGCGGGAGAGAUCUGGGACGAGAGGCGAGGAUGAAGCGGGUAGGAGACGACGACGCAGGGAGGCUAUGGUGUUGAGGGAGGGCGAUGGCGGUGCUGUGGAGGACGACAUUAUUCGAUUUCACGAGGACGGCUGA
This is a messenger RNA of Neohortaea acidophila, 822 nucleotides long. RefSeq lists its product as uncharacterized. Bases 1 to 822 code for a protein of 273 amino acids. The record is from RefSeq and is a predicted model, not a curated record. The transcript is spliced from 2 exons. NCBI's taxonomy places the organism in Eukaryota, Fungi, Ascomycota, Dothideomycetes, Mycosphaerellales, Teratosphaeriaceae.